Messenger RNA from Cannabis sativa, 1522 nucleotides. RefSeq lists its product as uncharacterized. The transcript has 3 exons. Lineage: Eukaryota; Viridiplantae; Streptophyta; Magnoliopsida; Rosales; Cannabaceae. The record is from RefSeq and is a predicted model, not a curated record. Gene Ontology annotation, biological process: transcription by RNA polymerase III. Gene Ontology annotation, cellular component: RNA polymerase III complex. Bases 595 to 1308 code for a protein of 237 amino acids.
AGGAAGGAACUGAAAAUUGAGCACAAAGGCCCUACUGUCUUGCAUUGUGACAACAAAGCAGCCCAACAAAUUGCUGCUAAUCCUCUCUUUCAGGAGAGGAAAAAGCACAUAGAAAUAGAUUGUCACUUAGUAAGGCAGGAAGUUCAAGAGAGAAUCAUAAAGACAACUUACACUUUGAGCAAAGAACAAACUAACAUUUACAUUCCACCUUAAGGGGGAGUAUCAAGAUUAGUUAGUAAGGUGUAGUGUUAAUUAGAAGUUAGUUGGAAGUUGGUUAGUUUGUGUUUGCUCUUGAACUGUGUAUUAAUACUGAUUGUACUCAUUCAUUUUCAUAAAUGAAAUUUAGAAUAUAUAUUUCAUUCUCUCUCUCUCUCUCUCUCCUAAAACUAAAAAUAUAUAUUUAUGGGAAAUAUGGAUAUGGAUAUUGCAUAUGCUCUAGCUUAUAGGAAAAACAGCCAUUACUGAACAGGGAUAUCCCUCUCUCACUCAGUCACUCUCAUUGAAAAUAUUAGGACUAAGAAAGUAGAUCCCUUUACCUCAAUAUAUUUCUACAAAUUCAAUUUUAAGGCGCAUCAGAUCAACAAAAAAUAGGAAAUGAGUCGAUUUCAAGGUCCUUCGUCUUUGAAACGUAAACAGCAAGAGUCUAGUUCACCAUUAGAUUCUCUGUCAGAGCAAGAGCGAACCGUUUAUAAUGUAAUCAAAAGCAAACAAGAUAUGGGAAUAUGGUCAAGAGAUUUGAAGAGAGAGACUAAUCUUCUUGACAAUAUAGUCAACAAAUGUAUGAAAAUCCUUUUAGCCAAAAAGCUAAUCAAAGAAGUUGUCACCAAAAACAAGGGGAAAAAACACUUCAUGGCAGCUGAGUUUGAGCCCUCUAAAGAAAUCACUGGUGGGAAUUGGUAUGUCGAUGGGAGUUUGGAUACAGAGUUCAUUAACUUGUUGAAAGAUCAGUGUUUUAAGUGGAUUUACAAGAUGAGAGUUGCUACAUCGGAGGGACUUUCAGAUGCGAUUCGAAGGAGUGGGAUCUUUAAGGUUGAGUUCACUAGCCAACAGAUUGAGGAGAUUGUUAGAGCAUUGGUUUUGGAUAACAAGAUUGAGGAGGUGAAUAGUAAUGGAAUGGGAGAGUUUGAUUAUAUUCCAGUUGGGAAAGUUUGCUACAAAUGUAUAAGCAGUGAAGGUAAAGGAGAGCCCAAGUUAGGAGCCAUGGCUUCUAUCCCAUGUGGAGUUUGUACCAGGAUCAGUGAGUGUGCUCCUGAUGGUGUCAUCUCUCCCAAAACCUGCAUUUACUAUGAAAAAUGGUUGGACUUUUGAGUUGAUUAUAUAUAAAAUCUCAGGGAUAGAAACCUUAGCCAAAGGUAUACAUUCAAACCUUUUUAUAUAUAAUAAGAGUGAUGUUCACCUCCGGCUUAAUAGUCAUUUAUAAUCUAGUUUUUGAGUUGCUUCAUAAGGAGUGAAUUGUAAUUUUACAAAGUAAUGUUCACCUCCCACUUAAGUCAUUUAUAACUUUAUUUUUGAGCUACUUAUG